AUGAGUUCAAUCUCGCACCAGGUAUCUUCAGAGACUUCGCCUAGUGUCUACAGUGCCAAGUUUAAUGCAGAUCUUGAAAAUAAACUUCCAACUGUGCCAGAGGCUUCGUUUGACUCCUAUGUGAACCAACAUAAGGAUGAAUGCCUCCCAGGUACACGAACUGAUAUCCUUGACAAGAUUAAAAAAUGGUAUUCUUCACCACACCAAGAAGACGUUUUCUGGCUAAAUGGGACUGGGACGGGAAAGUCGACCAUUUCACGCACUAUCGCGAAAUUUCUCAGAGCAAGCUUCUUCUUUGAGAGAGGUGACGGUGACAGGGGCAAUGCAAGGAAGCUUUUCCCAACAAAUGCAAGGCAAUUGGCAAUCAAUAAUGCUCUCCUGUUGCCAAAGAUCCGCGAAGCAAUUCAUGACAAUCCCGACAUUGCAGAGAAGGGUAUGCGGGGGCAAUUCGAUAAACUUAUUCUUAAACCUCUUCAAAAGCUUAACACGCUCAAGCAAGAUGACCGCUCUAACGUCUCAUCUUAUAUCAAUGUCAUUGUUAUUGAUGCAUUAGAUGAAUGCGAGGGAGAUAGUGACAUUCGUCUCAUACUACAACUCCUUCCACAAAUUCACGACUCAGAUACUGCUACAUACCCAAGAGUGCUUUUGACCAGCAGGCCCGAUUUACCAAUUCGCCUCGGGUUCUCAAAGCUUGUAAGACAGAAUUACAAGGAUUUUAGUCUCCAUGACAUCCCCUUAGAGGUCAUCGAGAAAGACAUUUCCUUGUUCUUCAAUCAUCGCUUCGAAGAGAUCAUAACAGAUCGUUUCCUACCUACACAAUGGCCUGGCGAGAGCGACUUUGAUCGACUGGUGGCGUUAUCUGUCCCAUUAUUCAUUUUCGCUGCGACCAUUUGUCGUAUAUUCUCGUGGUCAUAUGAUUGCACGGUGUGCAUCUAUGAUUGCACGGUGUGCCUCUGGAAUCUGGCUGCGGAUACAAUCUCAAAUGUUUGGCGUUCGGAAAAAAUUUACGAUAUUUCGGCUUUCUCCCGCGGCAGUUUCUACUUCAAGCCUGGUUGGCGAUUCUCGCAAGUUGAA
Penicillium cosmopolitanum is the source of this 1074-nucleotide messenger RNA. RefSeq lists its product as uncharacterized. The annotation marks the transcript as partial. The record is from RefSeq and is a predicted model, not a curated record. The transcript has 2 exons. Lineage: Eukaryota; Fungi; Ascomycota; Eurotiomycetes; Eurotiales; Aspergillaceae.